AUGACAGCAUUGUGUUUUUUCUUUCACGCAUUUGUGAAUGCUCCACCUUGCACUACUGUUUGUUGUGCUGCGGUUACUACUUGUCCUCUUUGUACUGAUCCUAAUUAUGGUACUAUUUAUUGUAGUUAUGGUUCUACUUAUAAUGUUUAUUACAUUUAUUCUCCUGAUGGUUAUGAUCCUCCUGACGCUGCUGCUGCUGCUGCUACUGGUUGUAAUGCUGAUAAUGCUGCUAAUAAUGGUGGUAAUGAUGCUUAUGAUGAUGCUGGUUGUGGUUAA
Messenger RNA from Adineta steineri, 276 nucleotides. NCBI's taxonomy places the organism in Eukaryota, Metazoa, Rotifera, Eurotatoria, Adinetida, Adinetidae. The record is from the annotation of a GenBank genome assembly.